AUGAGAAUGCAUUUAUUUGACUGAUUUAAUAGUUUAAAUGGAAACAUUUUCUUUUCAAAACACAGGUCGUGAUUUUGAUAGCUUUUGUUGAGUUGUAAUAUGUUUAGCUAUACUCAAGGUGUCACUAAAGACCAGUAACGCGUUGAACCCCGAAGAUGUUUUGCACACAAUCCACCAUGAGGGCUGGGAAGUAUUUCGUCUUUUUUCUCUAAAGCUGGAGCGAAACCCACUGAAUGCUGAAAUCGUAAUCRAAAAUACGUCAUUACCAAAAACUUAUCCGGAUUAUUUUAUUGUCUGAAGAUGGCGCAUGAAAUACGUUCUCCCGGGAUCUAUGGACUCCUCUUUGUCCUUUUUGUUGAACACUGCRCACAGGGAGAACUGACSUAUUCCGUUCAAGAGGAGCUGAAGCACGGAUCUGUCAUCGCAAAUGUUGGCAGGGAUUUAGGACUGGAAUCGCAGGGAAUCGAUGCUCGUAAAGCCCGUGUAGAAAUGGAACGAAGCGAGAAGGAGUACAUCCGAGUUGACUCGAGAACCAGAGAUUUAUUGGUCGCCGGAAGAAUAGAUAGAGAGGAGCACUGUGGACAAAAGCCGACCUGUGUUCUUAAAUUUGACCUGCUUUUAGAAAACCCCCUGGAACUGCAUAGGUUGUCUCUUCAGGUUGAAGAUAUAAACGAUAAUUCUCCUGUGUUUCAAAAAGAUACAGUGAAGCUGGAAAUCAGCGAGUCUGCUGMCAAAGGAGCCAGGUAUCGCAUUAAUGCGGCGCACGAUGCAGAUAUAGGCCAGAACGCCAUUCAAAGCUACACCCUAGAACAAAACCCCCAUUUUGUGUUUAACAUUCAGACAACUAGUGCUGGCAGUAAAUAUGGAGAGCUAGUCUUAGAUAAAGAGUUAGAUCGAGAAAAGCAGCAAGAAUUGAAAUUAUUGCUAACAGCUGUAGAUGGUGGAUCUCCGCAGAAAUCAGGGACUGUAGUCAUACAUGUUACUGUGCUCGACGCUAAUGAUAACGCUCCUGUGUUUACCGAGGCUGUAUACACAGCCAGUUUACCGGAAAACGCUCCUUUAAAUACUCCAGUUAUCACAGUCAGUGCAUCAGAUAAAGAUGACGGUGUUAACGGCGAGGUGACGUAUGAGUUUGGCCGACUGUCAGACAAAUCAAGAAAGCUAUUUUCACUUAAUGAAAAAACAGGAGAAGUAAUUGUAGCAGGUCAAUUAGAUUAUGAAGAGGGAUCGAAGUAUGAACUGAUGAUUGAAGCUAAAGAUGGUUAUGGCCUGUCUUCAGAAGCUAAAGUGAUUAUUGACAUCACUGAUGUGAAUGACAACGCCCCAUUAAUCUAUGUAAAGUCACUGGCAAACCCAAUACCUGAAAAUGUGUCUCCUGGCACAGAGGUGGGCAUCAUUAAUGUACAGGAUGUAGAUUCUGAUAACAGCCAAAAUGUUCKCUGCUACAUWCAGCAAAAUAUGCCUUUUAAGUUGGUUCCUUCUAUUAAAAACUAUUAUUCUUUAGUGACCACAGGACAACUGGACCGUGAACUAGUAUCUGAUUACAACAUUACAAUCAUUGCCACUGAUGAGGGCUCUCCACCUCUGUCCUCCUCUAAAACUAUUCAGUUAUCUGUAGCUGACAUCAAUGACAACCCACCUGUCAUGAAACAGAACCUGAUUGUUGCAGUGAAAGAUAAUGGACAGCCCUCUCUGUCUGCCACCUGUGCCAUUUAUUUGCUUAUUUCUGAUAACUUGGCUGAAGUGCCAGAACUGAAGGACAUUUCUUAUGAUGAGAAGAACUCCAAGCUGACCUCUUAUCUGAUAAUUGCGCUGGUUUCUGUGUCCACCUUCUUUCUGACCUUCAUCAUCAUCAUCUUGGGUGUGAGAUUUUGUCGGAGGAGAAAGCCCAGACUGUUGUUUGAUGGUGCAGUUGCCAUCCCCGGAGCUUAUCUUCCUCCAAAUUAUGCAGAUGUUGACGGUACAGGAACUUUACGCAGCACAUACAAUUAUGACGCCUACCUGACAACAGGAUCUAGAACCAGUGACUUUAAGUUUGUAUCAUCYUACAAYGACAACACGCUGCCUGCUGACCAGACUCUGAAGAAAAGUCCAUCAGACUUUGCUGAUAUGUUUGGCGUCUGUGAUGAUUCCCCAGAGGUAUGA
Poecilia reticulata (guppy) is the source of this 2145-nucleotide messenger RNA. The record is from RefSeq and is a predicted model, not a curated record. Lineage: Eukaryota; Metazoa; Chordata; Actinopteri; Cyprinodontiformes; Poeciliidae.